Penicillium macrosclerotiorum is the source of this 849-nucleotide messenger RNA. RefSeq names its product C2H2-type zinc finger protein. Gene Ontology annotation, molecular function: RNA polymerase II cis-regulatory region sequence-specific DNA binding; DNA-binding transcription factor activity, RNA polymerase II-specific. Gene Ontology annotation, biological process: regulation of transcription by RNA polymerase II. The record is from RefSeq and is a predicted model, not a curated record. Gene Ontology annotation, cellular component: nucleus. Lineage: Eukaryota; Fungi; Ascomycota; Eurotiomycetes; Eurotiales; Aspergillaceae. The transcript has a single exon. Bases 1 to 849 code for a protein of 282 amino acids.
AUGUCUGGCGGCAGGAGGGGCCUAGUAUCAAUUCUGAACAAUGACGACCAUCCGUCGUUUGCGGUCCGAUCAAAUCCACGAUUGAGUCGGCAUAGCACCUCGCCACCUUUAUUACCACCACUGCAGCAGCAUCCGCAACAUUCGGGCCAACUUCCCCCGCCCGUCAGCGAUCCCCAGUUCGCCCGCCCGCAUGCUUCAUCCGAGUCGCCCACAGCAUCACCUCGAGACACGCGGCAUCUAUUUCACCAGGUGCCGGAGGCUCUGCAGCCCACCUCGCCUGGUUCUUCGGACGGAUCCGCCUAUGAUUACCUUUCCAGUCAAGCUUCCUCUACGAAUUAUCACCCAUAUGCUCGGCAGCCCCCGCGGCCAGAUCCUUACCGUUACCCUUCACGCGGACCGGCACCGCCGCGGACACCACCAGAAAUUCAUGCCAGCGUAUCAGAUGCCAAGUCUUCGACUCACUCGCAGACGGGAGGCACGCGAGGCACCGGCCGGAAGAAUAAGUAUCCCUGCCCGUACGCAGCAAGCCAUGGCUGUUCCGCAACGUUCACCACCUCCGGCCACGCCGCUCGUCACGGCAAGAAGCACACUGGGGAGAAGAGCGUGCACUGCCCCAUCUGCAACAAGGCCUUCACGCGGAAGGACAACAUGAAACAGCACAUCCGCACCCAUCGCACGCACUCAGACGAGAUGCGGGCGACUUCAGAGCCCGAUGGGGAGAGCCGAUGGGCCACAGCUCGACCGGACUCAGGAUAUGCACCUGUCGCACACAGUCGCACAGUGAGCCAGUCCACUGAUGCAAGCACGGCGAUGCUCCCGCCAAACAACGGAUCUCAUCUGCCGUCAUAA